AAUGACUUGGACCAGUGCACGGGGAGGGUGUGUGCGAGUGCUCCGCGACGCACUUCUGUAAAAAACGCCUGCGUUACUGUGCGUUUUAACUUUCUUUUGUGUGUUUUCCGCCGAGGUUGAGCCAGUCUUUGCCAGUGUAGUGACUGUGACGCGUGUAAAAGUGUACACGAAGAUUUGGUGGACGGAAAAGAAAUGGAACUUUAAGAGUUUUUAAGAGUGUCUGGAGGUGGACUCAGGGUCAGCUUGAGUUGGAGAGCGACACAGCGUUCCGACUAGCGGCUCUCGCUCUGCAGGCAACGUACGGCGACUUCACCCAUGAGACGUCGACACACUCGCACUUGAAGAAGGCCCAGGUGCUUCCCGCCAGUGUAAUCCGCGACCACCCGUCACUGCAGUAUUGUGAAGAGCGGGUAGCAGAGGAACACAAACAACUAAUUGGGCACACUCGCGGCCACGCUAUCUUACAGUAUAUGAGUGUGGUAGAGCGGGUACCCACGUAUGGCGUGCAUUACUACGAGGUGAGGGAUAGGUCCAACUUACCGUGGUAUCUUGGUAUCAGCUACCGUGGCAUUGCUCAGUACGACUACCUCGACAAGAGAAAACCUCGACGCGUCUUUCUGUGGAAACAGCUUGAGAAUCUCUACUUUCGGGAGAGAAAGUUCUCAAUUGAAGUACAUGAUCCAAAGAGAGUGGUGCACACCCUGAGCUCCUUUAACCUGUACGAGGAUGCCAUCGAAGACUCCAGGGACAACCACGAUGACCUGCUAGCGGCCAUCACCGAAGCAACCACACAAGUAUCUGUGUCAAGAAGAACAUUUGGACCUGGCAACGUUAGUGUUUACGUUUGGUUCGCAGAGACUCAAGCGCUCUGCAAAGCAAUCUGGUCGAUGGCGAUCGCACAGCAUCAGUUCUACCUUGACUGCAAAACCUCAAGAAAUGAGGUGAGUGGGGUUCGGGAAUUUCCCGAACUGGCAGUUGAGCUUUCACGCAGUUGCGUUUCGCUCUCAACUCAUUCCUCCUCGUCAAAUCUAUCAAGAUCUGGCUCCCAUUCAUCACUGGUUAACAACUCUCUAGCAGAGGACAGUGCAAGCACAGAGAGUCUACAUCAGGCAAGGAUGGAGAUGCACAGUGCCUUGAAAGAACGUCGUGAUGCCCUUCAAGAAAAGCUGAAGGAAAAGACAGAAGAAUUGAGACUCCUUUGUUUAAGGGAAGGGGAAUUGACAGGGGAGUUGCCUCCUGAAUAUCCAAUAACUCCUGGCCAACCACCACCAACUGUACGCAAGAGAGUUGGCACAUCAUUUACACUUAGUGAAAAUCUCAUAAAUAAGAUCAUUAACAAACAGGAGGAGACUGUAGCUGCUUUAGAACUUGAAUAUGAAAUUCAGGGAAAAAUAACUAGUGCUGCCCUAAGAUUAGCAAAUGAAACCUCAGCAAGAAAAGGAGUCAGAAAGCAGCGCAAGCUCUCCUACCAACAGUCUGCCCAAAGAUUAAAAGAUCUUGAACAGAAGCUAAAAGCAGCAAGAGCCAAACAAACAGCAACAGCUAACAGUAUGCCAAAGCAAAAGAAGAAGCCUCGUCCUGUAUCAGACAGUGAAGGUGUGGGCGGAUACGAUGAAAAUACGAAUCCGAAUAACACGACGGUAAGUAGUAGUCAAGAAUCGCCUCGAGAUCAUUUACGAGACUCCCACCGAGAAUCAACCAUAACCGAGGGUGUCAGUCUGUCUCCAGCACUGUCCCCUCACCCUCCAGUCUCCCCAAGGUCACCCUUACCACCAUCUACCCCAGUCAGAGCAAGGGCACGGAGGGACCUCUCACCAGGGGGUCACAGUAUAUCAUCUGGAGGUGUUCAUUCUGCUCCAACCAGUCCUCACAAACAGCCAAAUGCAAGCUCAAGAUCAGCUAGUCCCAACAGACCUCAUAGUGGAUACAUCCCUAGUUCUGUGUACACUAGAAGUCAGUACCGCAGUCAGCAGUACCCGACCCUCUCCACGCGCUCCCAGUCAGUCCCGGCGGAUGAGGGUCGGGUGCCACACCCAAGGACCACCAACGGAGCUUAUCCUGUGCCCGAUCCAGGCAUUGUUCUUGCUGAAACACCCGGAGGUCUCUACAACAUACCCCAACAACGCACUUCCCUUGCUUGUCAUAGUCUGGAUGACCUGGGAACCCCAACCCAUAUCAGCAAUAGCAAUAAUAAUAAUAAUAAUACACCCCAACAGUCCCACCAUAACCACCACCACCAACCCUACAGACCGAGAAAUGACUCCCAGGAUAGGUACGGCAGUUUGGACCGACGGCGCGCCAACAACGGGCGGCUGGAGUCACGCAGCAUGGAACACCUCGAUUCUCUGCCCUCCCCCAGUAUUCCCCAGCAGUCUUCCCAACAUACCUCACACCACAAUCACCAACACACACUGUCACCAAAUCUCUUACAUCCCAGCCAUGCAGCGUCCUACCCACACCACCCACACUACCACAAUCACCAAUUCCAAUUGCCAGAACACCACCAGGAAGCCAUGGACACUACAAGCGAUUCCCAUCCUAACACAGCAAACUGUAGCUUUGACACCAUCUCAAGUGAACGAUCAGGAGGAGGUGGAGGAGGAGGAGGAGAUGAUGAUGCAGUGGACGGAGCAGCUCUCUAUAGAACCCAAGGAGGACUCCAAGGAGGCUCCCAAACUUACCGCCACCGUAGUCAGAGUGGUCCUGGCAUGCCUGCACCAUCUUCUCAGCUCCAUCGUGGGACAGGUCAUGGUGCCGUUCAGAGGUCUCAGAGUGGCACAGUUCACAGACUGGUAAGGACUUCUAGUGGAAGAAGUUACAUGGAAACUACAUUUGUUUCAGAGCCAAAUCACAAUCAAGAAAAUAUUCCUCCACUUCGUCCAUCCUCAGAGUUGUUGCCUUUGCGACCAACAAGUAGCAUGCACCAUGAUGGUCACCCUCCCCUUCGACCCACCACUACCUCCAACACUGGAGAGAUCUUACCUUUGAGACCUACUGUAUCAGAUCUCCCACCAUUAAGAGCCACCAAAUCUAGCAGUGAACUACCUCCUCUUAGAGCAACAUGCCCAAAGAUGGAGCCUCCUUGCAGUCACAACUCUUCCAUGAACACAUCAAUGUCAUCAAUGGCUGAAGAACCAUUAAUGUCACUUGCAGAAGCUGCGAGAAUGAAAAAAGAAAGAGGGAAAGAGUGGUAUGAGACCUCUCUAGAUUCCCCAGCUUCUAGUAGAAGGGCUAAAAAGAGCAUGAGCAUGAUGGAGAUGAAUGAUUCUUGCCAGAGUAAUGGUACUGUCAAUGCAAGCCAAUCUAAUUUAAAUGUGAGUGGUAGUAGUGUUGGCAGUACAGGAAGUAGUAAUGGAAGUGUAUUCCCAUCCCGUUCGGAUUCUGCAGACACUUCCCAAACAUCUGUUCCAUAUGAUUCACCACGCAACCAUAUGAUAAUCUCAGCAGGCUCCUUCCAGCCUUCUCGUGAAGUCACAAAACCAUUUGAAAUGUCUGAUUUUUAUAAGUAUAGUACAAAGUAUAGGCGUCAAAGUUCCAGUAAUUUAGUAGGCAUGAACAGUAGCAGUACAGGAACAACAAGUGGCUCUGUUAGUAGUGUGAGUAGUGGAGGGGACACCCCACUCUCUCCAGUCCUGCCUCCAAGAGCACAAGUGCUUGUAAGUAACAGCAAACUGCUUCCUCCAUCACCUAAUUUAGUUGCUCAUCACUCAUCUCCAGCACCACAGCAAAAGGGUGUAUACCAACCACUUACACCACUUACUUGCCAGCCUCUUGGAGUAAUGAAAGGGUCUCCAGCUCCUGGUGAACCAGAGGAUCCUGUUGGUGGUGCAUGGGAAGCUACGCCCUUACAUCAAGCUGUUCCUGCAACAGUAACAAACAAAAGGUCUGCCACAUUGGUCUGAUAGUGUGUAAUACCUCCAAAAUCGUUUUACAGUCUGCAGUAAUAACUGAAGACUUAUGGGAAGAGGCUUAUCAACUCAUUAAUUCCUCAAUGGUGCUUCAUUCACACAUCCUAAAAUUGUAAAUAUAUAUAUAUAUAUAUAUAUGUAUAAAAACUGUAUACAAAAUGAUAUAUAUAUACACUACGAUCACAAAGACAGACAUCUUCAUUCAUAUAUUCCAAAGACAAAGGCAUGCUUCUCACUUUUUUUAUUAGUACUUUUUAUGUUUUAUUUUGAUCUCAUUAUUGUUGUGCAAACAUGCUAAAUGUUUAUAAACUUUCUUAUGUUCAACAAAAGCAAUUAUAUUAUGCCUGUUAAUGUUUGACAAGGGAUAGUGCAGUUCCCUUUUUACAGUUUUAGAACAGCAUGAACUUUCAUGUAUGGAACUUUGAUUCUGACUUUGAAUAGUUGCAUAUUAGUUUACCCAAGACUGGAGAUUGUUAAGGAAAGGGAACAUAAUUUUAAAAACAAGAUUUUAGGAUAUGGAAAAGGUAGAAUAGGAAAUCUUCACCUUCAACUGUGAUAAUGUUUUUUUUUUUUUUUUUAUAUAUGAGAGGACUUACUUCAUAUUGUGACUGUUACAGAUAAAAUAAUUGAAGUAAACUGGAAGUGUUUAUCAUUCCAGUUGUGUUUAUGGAGAGCCAUGCUGCAUUAACUUUGAUAAUGUCAUCAAUUUUUGUACCUGAACUACUGAUUGAACAAAAUACCAUUUAAUAUCAGUUAUGUGAAAAAUGCAUUUAACACCAAAGGUAUGUAUGCUGAUAUCUGUGAAAGAUUAAUCUGCAGCAUUUGGCCCUCAGAUCUUUUCUUCAGUUCCCAAUCAAAGAAAUAAUUAAUAUCAGCACUUCUUGGUGGCUUGUUGAGAGAGGUUACAAGUGGUCCUCAUAGGGAAGUGGUACAUGUAUGACUAAUGAAAAAAGUAAUGUCAACAUGAAGGGAUGUGGGUAUGUAUCCACUUGAAGUCUUUGCAAGAUUGAUGUAGGUGGGUAAAUUUACACAAUGCUACUGAAGUUUUCUAUAUUAGCACAUUUACUUGUUUCAGGAAGAGAUUGAUAAAGAGUCACAUAUUUUAAGAUGGGAAAUUAUUUUCCUGGUUCAAGAGUGAAUUACAUAUUUCCCUAGUCUAUGAAAAACAACCUAUUGCCCAAACUUUAAUGUUUAAUUUCUUUUUUUCCUUCCAAUAAGACUUAAUUGGUCAUCACUGUGCAGAUUGGGAUAUCAUUGAAUCUACCAAAGAAAAGUGCCUUUGUUUAUACAGACACAAUUGUAGAUAUGUGUACAAAAUUUUGUACAGUGUAAUAAAGUCAAAUAUCAUA
Molecule: messenger RNA, 5257 nt
Organism: Penaeus monodon (black tiger shrimp)
Lineage: Eukaryota; Metazoa; Arthropoda; Malacostraca; Decapoda; Penaeidae
Product: FERM domain-containing protein 4A-like
Exons: 13
Coding region: 471-3902 (1143 amino acids)
Biological process (GO): establishment of epithelial cell polarity
Cellular component (GO): cytoskeleton
Source: RefSeq, a predicted model, not a curated record